AUGAGCUCGUACUUUGUAAACUCGUUCUCAGGGCGCUAUCCAAAUGGCUCCGACUAUCAGUUACUAAAUUAUGGGACUAACGGCGCUGUGAGCGGCUCCUUCAGAGACCCUGGCACCAUGCACUCCGGGUCUUUCGGCUACAACUACAAUGGCAUGGACCUAACCGUGAACCGCACCAACACCGGCAACCACUUCGGGGCCGUGAGAGAGGAUGCCCGGGGAUUCGGGCCGGACGCGCGGUACAGACAGACACCCAACUGCUCGCUCUCAUCUCCAGAUCCGGUGCAGCAGCAGCAGCAGCCGCCGCCGCCGUCGUGCGCCUCGGCCAACCGUGAGCCGCUGGAACUAAAAAGCCCAUCUCCUCCGUCUGACCGGAGCACGACCUCGACCGGCAACAGUCUCAACAAAAGCAACAGCGGCGCUCAUUUCACGGAGAUAGAGGACGCCGCCGCCAUCGCCUCCGAGACCGAGGAGAGCGCGCACAGCAGCGGCGGCUCCAACGCGGCACCUCGGGCGCAGCAGCAGCAGCAGCAGCAGCAGCAGCAGGAAGCCAACGCCACCUCUUCUACUCCCACAUCAAAUGAUUGCCAAACGCCACAAAUAUUCCCCUGGAUGCGGAAACUGCACAUAAGCCAUGAUAUGACUGGACCUGACGGGAAAAGGGCCCGAACCGCGUACACCCGCUACCAGACGCUAGAGCUGGAGAAAGAGUUUCACUUCAAUAGGUACCUAACCAGACGGCGGAGGAUAGAGAUAGCCCACGCCCUGUGUCUUUCCGAAAGACAGAUCAAAAUCUGGUUUCAGAACCGCAGGAUGAAGUGGAAGAAGGACAAUAAACUGAAAAGCAUGAGUCUCGUGACGGGUGGGAGCGCCUUCCACAACUGAAUAACUUUGGAGGAGAGUUAAAAAAAAUAAUAAUAAUAAUAAAAAAGAAAAAAAAUGAUUAAAAAAAGAAAGAAUUCCAUGAGUACUGUAAAGCUAUUGAAGAAAAAAAAAAAGCGCAGCACCUUCCAGCAUGCUAUUGUGAUAGAAAAAGAAGUAUCCUGUGGUCUUAAAAUGCCAUUUUUAGUUUACUGUUGUUGUAUUAUGAUAGCUUAGAUGUUCCUAUUUGGGGAGGAAAAAAAAGAAAACAAGAUGUAAAUAUUAUUGGGGGUAUUAAUUAAUGAAUUGUCCAUGCUCUUUGCUCUCUCUCUCUCUUCUCUCUCUCUCUGUCUAUAUAUAUAUCUUGAAGGUGUUUCAACUUGAGCUCUUUAUUGUAACUUCUUGACGGUCUAACAGGAGUAAAUUCAUUGUACAGAAAGAAAAAAACAAAAAAAAAAAGUUCCCAAACCAUAUGCUGCUCUUCAUUGAAUGUAAACCUAAUGUAUUUCGGGGCCAUUCAAAGCGCUUUAGUGUCAGUUUUACUGCUAUUUUUUGAUCUUGUGGCCAGAUCCAUAAACUUUCAUAAGAAAAAAAAACAAACAAGCCAAUGUGUAGCUCUAGGGGUAUUUUUGUGCAUCUAUUAUCAUUGUUUAGAACUAAUUAUGAACAAUGCAAAUGUAUUCAACCUGUCAAUGUGAUCAAUUUUUUUUUUUUUUUAGUGCAAAGGGUUAUUCUGUGGAUAGGCAGUGAUGUAAGCGGUUUUUUUAUUAUUGUUUUUUUUUCUUUGCGCCAAUAAGCUUUUUGUAUUUGUAAGUGAACUCAUAGCGCUUGGAA
Molecule: messenger RNA, 1695 nt
Organism: Thunnus maccoyii (southern bluefin tuna)
Lineage: Eukaryota; Metazoa; Chordata; Actinopteri; Scombriformes; Scombridae
Gene: hoxb5b
Product: homeobox B5b
Exons: 2
Coding region: 1-885 (294 amino acids)
Biological process (GO): anterior/posterior pattern specification; regulation of transcription by RNA polymerase II
Cellular component (GO): nucleus
Molecular function (GO): RNA polymerase II cis-regulatory region sequence-specific DNA binding; DNA-binding transcription factor activity, RNA polymerase II-specific
Source: RefSeq, a predicted model, not a curated record